Messenger RNA from Sclerotinia sclerotiorum 1980 UF-70, 393 nucleotides. RefSeq lists its product as hypothetical. The coding region runs from base 1 to 393 and encodes 130 amino acids. Gene Ontology annotation, molecular function: protein heterodimerization activity. The transcript has 2 exons. The record is from RefSeq and is a predicted model, not a curated record. NCBI's taxonomy places the organism in Eukaryota, Fungi, Ascomycota, Leotiomycetes, Helotiales, Sclerotiniaceae.
AUGGCAACACCUCAAGCUCUUCAUCAUGCCCUCCUUCGACCAUGCAUUCUACAUAUUCUUCGCGCCGCAGGUUAUCACUCAACUCGUUCCUCUGUUCUUGAUACAGUUACCGACUUAGCUGCUCGAUAUAUGUAUAUACUCGCACAAUCAACAGCAGCGCAUGCCGAUUUAAAUCAUGCCGAUCUCGAUAUCACAAUUCAAGAUGUGCGAAUGGCUAUGCAAGAUUGCGGAGCUCUUAUGCCAGAGAAAGCAAUAGAAGAACAGGAAUUUUACGGCCAGGAAGAUAUGAGAGGUGUAGAGGGGUUUUUAGCAUGGGCAAUGGGGGAAGGAAAUAAAGAGAUUAGAAGGAUUGCGCUGGCGGAUGGAGGAGAGGAUUAUUUGACUGAAGCAUAA